AAUUGUUGUAAGAAAACUAACAAAAAAACAUGUACUGUAAAUAUAAUUUUAGCUACAUUUCAUUUCAGUAAUUUUAAACCACAAAUAAUUUUUUGUAAGGAUUAACAGAUUUAAUAAAUUAUAAAAUAAAUUUCACAAAUAGUACGCUAAAGAGAUGUGUCAGAAGCUGUCGUUGAAAGGAUGGAUUCGUGUAUCGCCGAGGGGUACAAUCUAUGGCCAGAUUCAAGGAGAGAAAAAUAGCGUUGAUGAAAUGGCUCUAUGGCUUAGACUUCAGGGGAGUCCCGGCGCUCGUAUUGACUCGUGUCAGUUCAAGAACUGGAAAGUGAUCGACAGCUGCGACUUCAGGAACUUUUCAGUCAGAUAUUGAAACACAAUUCAAUACAAUUAAAUGUUAAUUAAAAAUCCCUUUUUUGUUCGUUAAUAUUGAUGUCAAUUCUUAUGUAAUAUUCUUUAUCUGAUUAUAA
Messenger RNA from Medioppia subpectinata, 464 nucleotides. Lineage: Eukaryota; Metazoa; Arthropoda; Arachnida; Sarcoptiformes; Oppiidae. The record is from the annotation of a GenBank genome assembly.